AUGGCAAAAAUACGAGACAAGGAUAAUACCGAUUGUUAUUCUAAACAGAACCAAAAUUGGGGAUCAAUUGUCGGAAACUUUGUUACGGGGAAGGGGGAACAUGCAGUUAGUUGGUUUACAUUUAGUCAAAAUCGAGAGGAAACAAAAGAUGAUGAUG
This is a messenger RNA of Acaulospora morrowiae, 157 nucleotides long. Lineage: Eukaryota; Fungi; Glomeromycota; Glomeromycetes; Diversisporales; Acaulosporaceae. The record is from the annotation of a GenBank genome assembly.